Molecule: messenger RNA, 3339 nt
Organism: Scatophagus argus
Lineage: Eukaryota; Metazoa; Chordata; Actinopteri; Scatophagidae
Gene: safb
Product: scaffold attachment factor B
Exons: 21
Coding region: 140-2650 (836 amino acids)
Biological process (GO): regulation of transcription by RNA polymerase II; regulation of mRNA processing
Cellular component (GO): nucleus
Molecular function (GO): RNA binding; sequence-specific DNA binding
Source: RefSeq, a predicted model, not a curated record
ACAUGUCAGCUGGCUCGCUGCGGCCUCCAUUUUGCAGUAGUUUUGCUAGCCAGCUGCGUCCGUUCGCGGUGCGGCAUUAGUAAAUAAAGCGCUUAAAAGGACUAUUUCAAGCUGAAAGUGGCAUUUUCACGUUCAAACGAUGUCUGAACCAUCGGCAGGCACGGAGGCUCCGGAAGGCGCAGAGGUCCGCAAACUGUCGGAGCUGAGAGUUAUAGAUCUAAAGGCAGAGCUAAAGAAACGAAAUCUGGACACCACAGGCGUCAAGAGUGUGCUGUCGGAACGUCUGAAAAAGGCAAUCGAGGAAGAGGGAGGAAAUCCUGAUGAGAUAAUUGUCGCCCCGGAGACAGCCCCUAAGAAAUCUACUCCUAAACGGACUGCCAAAGAUACAAGGCAAGAGAAUGACGAACCAGAGGACACUGCUAUCGAGGAGGAUUCCCGUGAUGGUCAUAAAUUAUGCCCUUUUUUUCAGGAGGAGCUGCAGGAUGAUCAUGAGAACAUGCAGGAAAUGGACAUCCUUGACAUGAACAUUCUGGACGAGACAGAUAAUGACAAUGGUAUACCAGCCGAUGAGGAUGAAAUAGAAUAUUAUCGCUCUGACGAGGACGAUGAAGAGCGUGAUGACGGGGCCUUUGAGCCAGAAGUAGAAGCAAGAGGUCCUGAGGUGGAUGAGUCAGAGAUGUUGGAUAAGGAUGAAUUUAUGACAUUCUCAUCAGUCAAUAUGUCUCAGGAUCCCGAAGCAGACGACGUGAGAGAAGAAACAGAAAAUGACAAAGUAGCCGGGUCUUGUUUAUCUGAGCCGCUUAUCGAAGAUCACCACCAGAGCCACGAGACGAGCCCUGAAGAAGAGCAAGCUGCCACCAUGGGAGGGGAAGAAAUUGUGUCCGACACUGGUGCCAAGUCCGACAUGGCCACCUCUGGAGAUGUGGAGGACAACAAAGAUCUUGUGGAGACUGACACCAGAGAGGUUGGGGACACGCAGAAUGUCCCCGAAGAGACAUUUGACGCUGAAAACAAAAGUUCGCAGGCUGUUAGUGUAAGCAAACAGGGCGCUGGGGGUGAAACUGUUGAUUCAGAAAUGGGUUCUAACAAGGGUGAGGAGGAUGAGAAGACAGAAGAGAAAGCUGCUACGGAUUCAGCCUCGACAGUGAAAGAGUCCUCUUCUGUAGAGGGCGAUGAUCAGAAAAAAAGCUCUGAGGAAAAAGAUGGCGAGACUGAGACAAAAGACGAAAAGGCGGCUGGAGGUGGUGUUGCAGCAAGCAGUAGCAGGAAUCUGUGGGUCAGCGGUCUCUCUUCCACUACCAGAGCGACAGAUCUGAAGACUCUCUUUAGCAAAUAUGGCAAGGUUGUUGGAGCUAAGGUUGUGACCAACGCCAAGAGCCCUGGUGCUCGUUGCUAUGGUUUUGUCACCAUGUCUUCCACAGAGGAGGCCACCAAGUGCAUCAGCCACCUUCACAGGACCGAGCUGCAUGGCAGGAUGAUCUCUGUGGAGCGGGCUAAAAAUGAGCCUGCGGGGAAAAAGCCAGCAGACAAGAAUGACACCAAGAAGUCUGGCAGUGACAGGAGACACUCCUCCGAUUCCAAAUCUGAUGGAAAGGAUGAGAAGUCUGAGGGAGAAGGGAAGGAUGGCAAAGGGCGAAAUGAGAGAACUGUAGUUAUGGACAAGUCCAAAGGAGAGCCUGUCAUCAGUGUCAAAACCAAAAGCAAAGAACGAAGCACAAAGAGUCGAGACCGCAAGUCAUCCAGCAAGGAGAAGAAAGACAUCCUGUCAUUUGACCAGAUAAAAGAGCAGAGAGAGAGGGAGAGGCAGAGACAGCGAGAGCGGGAGAUCAGAGAGGUGGAGAGACGCAGAUUCACUGACCGAGAUCGUGACAACCGUCCUGACCGUGAGCGCGAGCGAAUCCGUCUGUUCCGGGAGAGAGAGGAGAGAAAGCACUUGAUGCGGAAGAGACACUGGCUGGAGGCUGAGAAGCAGCGUCUCGAUGCAGACCGUAUGGAGCGUCAGUUCUUGGAGCGAGAAAGGCUACGUAUAGAGUACGAGAGGCGGCGCGAGCAGGAAAGAAUCCUCAGGGAGCGCGAUGAGCUGCGACGGCAGCAGGAGCAGUUGCGUUAUGAACAGGAGCGACGCUCCCUCAAGAGGCCUUAUGACAUGGAUGGCAGGAAAGAUGACUGGCCUGAUAAGCGCAUGACCAUGGACGACCGUUAUGGCCGCUCAGAUUUUGGUCGACAGGAACGUUAUCAGGACUUUGACCACAGGGACAGGGGCCGUUACCAAGACGACAUGAUGAUGGACAGGCGUGACAACACUCGUGGGAUUGGUGCAGACAGAGAUGGUCAACACUUCUCAGACAGGUCAGACAGACAUGGCAGAGAUGGCAGAGACUCUUGGAGUGGAGGCUAUGACAAACGCAUCAACCCCAGGGAAGGAGGUCGAGACUGGGACUCCAGCCGGAAGAUGGAUGGAGACAGAGCAUGGCAAAGUAGAGACGGUGCCAUCCCAGGCCAGAGCCACAUGGCCCGUGGAGGAAUGGCAGGCCGUGGAGGUUACAUGAACACAGGAACAUCUCAGUCCCUCUCUGGAGCUCUGAACAGACAGAACCAGCUGAUGCAGGGCAGCGGGCUGCAGGGUGGUGCUUUUGGUCGCCGCUACUGACCUAAAUAUCUGAAUUAAAUAGUGGGACCGUUUCAGGAGGUCACAUCACAGAGGAUGUGACCAUCUCGGUUUUGUACAUGUUUUUAAAUUUUGAGUUCUUUUUUGACAAAAAUUACAGUCCAUUUUUGUGGGAGAACCUGUAUUCUUCUGGGUGCUUCCAUUUUUGUUUUUUUUGUUUGUUUGUUUGUUUGUUUGUUGUUGUUUUUUUUUGCUUUUUUGUUUUCUUUUUCAUUCAGUGUGUGAUGUAGGAAUCUCCUGCCUUGUGUGCAUCAUUCAGUCAAACCUUUGUAUAACAUAGCUGUCUGCUCACAAGAAUAUGUUGUCCUGUGGAGUCACGUCGGAGCUCUGGGCUGUAAAUUCAGAUGUUUUAUAGACACCUGGGCUGAUGGAUCUAAGCUCUGGAGUGUACUCUGUAUCCCAGUUUGGGUCUGAAGCAUUUUGGAGGUUUUACCUUGUUAAAUGAGCCUUGUUGUUCAGAGCUUCAUGCUCUUAUUUUGACAUCAUUCUCUUUAUAAGACAGAUGGUUGAAGUUGUGCUGCUGACAAAAAGGUUUUUAAACUGUGUCACAUUGUGGUUAUUCAAACACGUUAGACUUUUUUUUAAUAUUUCAGUUGUUAUUUUUUUGUAUAUAAUAUUUGAUUUGUGUGAUGUUGAAUAAUGGUAAUAAAAGCCCCCUGAAGUGUCGUGUA